AUGAGAGGAAGAAUCCGGGAAAAAAACGGAGUCUUUGAUUUGGGUGGUUUUACAGUGGAAUCUUUUAUUGUGGAGGAAGAAUUGAGAUGUGGGUUCUGGAUUUCUGUGUGUGGCGGAGAUGGGAUUGAAGAAGGAAGGUCGGAAGGUUGGGAAGAAGGCGAGGAGAGGAAAGGAAGGCAGAGGUUAAUGGCAAGUGGGAAUCGAUGGUGA
Molecule: messenger RNA, 210 nt
Organism: Linum trigynum
Lineage: Eukaryota; Viridiplantae; Streptophyta; Magnoliopsida; Malpighiales; Linaceae
Source: the annotation of a GenBank genome assembly